Molecule: messenger RNA, 2867 nt
Organism: Anolis carolinensis (green anole)
Lineage: Eukaryota; Metazoa; Chordata; Lepidosauria; Squamata; Anolidae
Product: zinc finger protein 501-like
Exons: 2
Coding region: 299-1750 (483 amino acids)
Biological process (GO): regulation of transcription by RNA polymerase II
Cellular component (GO): PcG protein complex; chromatin; transcription regulator complex
Molecular function (GO): DNA-binding transcription factor activity, RNA polymerase II-specific; RNA polymerase II cis-regulatory region sequence-specific DNA binding
Source: RefSeq, a predicted model, not a curated record
CACCCAGGCCACGCCCCUUCGCUGCCGCCGCCGCCAUUUCUGCGGCGAAGGAAGAAGAGAAGGAAGAAGGCGGCGAGGGAGCCAUUUUGGUCUCUUCUAACUGGAGAGAUACAGGGAAAUGAGGAUUCUGUGGAGUUACCUUUUGGGUACAGUAAGGAAAUCAGUAAUAUAGGAAGAAGAAGAAAAAUCCUCUCAAGGUGAUGAUUCCGCUGAAUACUUGACCUCACUUACAGAUAAGAAAGGAAAAAAGAAGAGCCAAGUAUCUAUAUUGCAAUUCAAUACCCACAACAUUGUUGACAUGGAGGACAAAGCUUCUAAAGCCCUGCAGUGUGGAAAGUGUUUCACACAGAGGGCUCAUCUGCAGCAACAUGAAAAGAUUAAUACUGGAGAUGAGCACUAUGAAUGCAUGGAGUGUGGAAAUAACUUCACUCAUAAUUCAAAUCUACGUAAACAUCAAAGGAGUCACACUGGGGAGAAACCCUAUAAAUGCCUGGAGUGUGGACAGAGCUUCACUUGUAGUUCAAGUCUACGUUUGCAUAAAAGGACUCACACCGGGGAGAAACCCUAUACAUGCCUGGAGUGUGGACAGAGCUUCACUUGUAGUUCAAGUCUACGUUUGCAUAAAAGGACUCACACCGGGGAGAAACCCUAUACAUGCCUGGAAUGUGGAAAAAGCUUUGCUCGGAGUGUGCAUCUACGUUCACAUCAAAGGACCCACACUGGAGAGAAACCCUACAAAUGCUUAGAGUGUGGACAGAGGUUCACUAAUAGUGGAAAUCUACGUAGACAUCAAAGGACUCACACUGGGGAGAAACCCUACAAAUGCUUAGAGUGUGGACAGAGGUUCACUAAUAGUGGAAAUCUACGUAGACAUCAAAGGGCUCACACUGGGGAGAAACCCUAUAAAUGCUUGGAGUGUGGACAGAGGUUCACUGAUAGUUCAAGUCUACGUUCACAUCAGAGGACUCACACUGGGGAAAAACCCUAUAAAUGCUUGGAGUGUGGACAGAGUUUCACUGAUAGUUCAAGUCUACGUUCACAUCAGAGGACUCACACUGGGGAGAAACCCUAUAAAUGCUUGGAGUGUGGACUGAGCUACACUCGGAGUGCAAGUCUACAGUCACAUUUAAGGACUCACACUGGGGAGAAACCUUAUACAUGCCUGGAGUGUGGACAGAGCUUCAAUCUCAAUUCAAGUCUACAGUCACAUCAAUGGAUUCACACUGGGGAGAAAUCCUAUAAAUGCUUGGAGUGUGGACAGUGCUUCACGCGGAGUGAAAAUCUACGUUUACAUCAAAGGAUUCACACAGGGGAGAAACCUUAUAAAUGCCUGGAGUGUGGAAAGAGCUUCUCUAUUAAAGGAAGUCUACGUAGACAUCAGAGGACUCACACUGUCCAAGCAGGCACAUCAGAUGUUCUCAGAGCCAUCUUCCCGCCUCUCCUAUCCAAUCCAGCCGGCACAGGCCCAGCAUAUCCCAUCCUUCUCGGAAUCUCACCAGGAGAUAAUGUUGGACAGAGAGCUUCAGGAUUUGACACUCAUACCAUGAUCCAGGUGCGACACCAGCAACUGCCAUCACUGAUCCCUCUAACUGUGGCUCGUCAACAACGAGAAGAGCAGACAAACCGCAGCACUGGCCAGAGCGGCAGCCAGAGGGAUAACCAAGCCCCCUGUACAACCUGCCCAAAUGGAGCAGAGAUUGGAGAAAUGCAAACUGCCACCAUUAUCCCUCCCUUCAGACCAUCAUCAUAGGUCGGAGGAAGAUGACCCAGACAUUGACAAUGCUGACUUCAUCCACUCACAGUCGGCCUCUACCUCUCACCCGACUCAGACAAUUACCUGGUUGAUCAUACUUUGUGCCGCUGAAACAGAUCCCAAGUGCACCACGACUGGCGAAGCUGUUAAUACAACAUGUCUAUCACCUUCAUAGGUGUCAUGAGAGGACUUGAUAGGGGUCCCCAGUUCACAGCAAAGUACUAGAAGGCGUUCCUACACAUGGUGAGAACAGAGGAACAACAAUUUGCAGGCAGGCUAUAUGAGAUCUGGAAGGGACUUCAACGUUAAUCUAGUCUGACCCUCCUUCCUGCCAUCCAGAAUAUACAAUUUGAGCCUUCCCCCCAAAAAAUGGCCACCCAGCCUCUGUUUCACAGAACUCUAGAGAUGGAGACUCCAUCAGACUCUCAGGCAGUCGAAAGAUUUGGAAGGGACUUCAAAGGCCUCUAGUCUGAUCCCCCCUUCUUGCCGUACCGGAAUAUACAAUUUAAGCCUUGCCAACAAAUGGCAAACAGACCUCUGUGUCACAGAAUUCCAGACUCCUAGGCUGCGUUUUUUAGAUUUGGAAGUGUCUUCAAAGGUCAUCUAGUCUGUUCAACUUCUGCCAGAUAGGAAGACACUCAAUCCAAGCCUGUCCAACAGAUGGCCAUUCAGCUUCUGGUUAAGGAACUCCAUGGAAGGAGAUCCCAUCAGAGUUCCAGGCUGCCUAUUUUAGAUUUGGAAGGGAUUUCAAAUGUCAUCUAGUCUGACCCCCCUUCUUUUUUUGCCAAGCAACAAUACACAGUCAAAACCUUUCCAAGAAAUUGCCACCCUGUGCCAAGAAGCCAAACUCAGACGUGAAUCGACUGACUGGUCAUCCUGCCAUGUGAAGACGAGGGAGGAGGGAGAGGAAAGAGCUCAGAGUUGCAACAGAGAUACGGCCAUCUGGAUAAGUCAUUAUGGGAACUAGAGUACUGAAGAUGUUGAAAUGAAACCUGGUUGGGGGUGGGGAGGUGUAAGUUUAUAGAGUAUAUAGUAGGGGGUGCAGAACAGGUUGGUUGAACUAGCUUAUGUGAAUCUGUCAAGAAGGAAAAUAAAGACUUGUUUGCCAUGAUUA